Molecule: messenger RNA, 536 nt
Organism: Capsicum annuum
Lineage: Eukaryota; Viridiplantae; Streptophyta; Magnoliopsida; Solanales; Solanaceae
Product: tryptophan synthase alpha chain-like
Biological process (GO): L-tryptophan biosynthetic process
Cellular component (GO): cytosol; chloroplast
Molecular function (GO): tryptophan synthase activity
Source: RefSeq, a predicted model, not a curated record
GUGGCAGAAUGGGGAGCUGAUGGUGUUAUUGUUGGUAGUGCAAUGGUAAGAAUUUUAGGUGAAGCAAAAUCACCUGAAGAAGGCUUGAAGGAAUUAGAGGUCUUCGCCACAUCUUUAAAGUCUGCACUCCCUUGAUCAGUUGUAGAGAGCAGCCCAGUGCACUAAAGCUUUUCGGCACUCCCUUGAUUAGUUGUAGAAUUGAUGAUUUUGUUGUCUCAAAGCUUUUCGGCCACCUCGAUUUUCAAACCUCAGUUCUUAGAAGCAAAGUGGAUCUUGAAAUAGAUUGUCUGAUUUAAGCUCUAGAGUUUGACAUUCUUACUCUAGCUUGUGUUCGAUGCAAAUUUGUUUUCUAUGGUAAUUCACCUUAUUGAGCAAAGGCAUAUGGGAGACUUUCAAAAUAACCUAAUUGAAGCAUAAAUAAGGCAACACUAGCCACAUUUUACAAAAUUACAAUUCAUAGCCAUUGUAUAAGCUGUAUUCAACCGACUAUAUUUAUAUAAAAUAUAAAUACAAUGAUUAAUUGUGUGCACCAAAAA